AGACAACACCAGAAGAUCAGAAAUGUCUGUUGCCGUCGACGCCAUGGCGGCCGCUGAGCAGCAAAUCACAUUGGAGCACCAACUUCGAGAGAAGGUUGUCAAUGAAGAGUUCAAAAUCUGGAAAAAAACAGUGCCUUUACUUUACAACAGUAUUCACACGCAUGCGUUGAAAUGGCCACUGUUGACGGUUGAUUUCAGUCCCAAGUACACUAUUUCAGACGACAAAAAGUCGUUGGAAGUUCUUUUUGUCACGGGCUCAAAUACUUCCCAAAGAGAUCAGGACACGGUUUCAUUACGCACGAUUAAUUUGCCUUCCACCAUGUCACCAGAUUUUGCGUCAUUUGGUACCGGCGAAAAUAUUAUUGUUUCAGAAAGCGCGUCCAAUUCUAUUGACUUGGGUGUUAAGCGUUUGUGGUCUCAUGCUGGUGAGGUCAAUAGGGCCAAGUUCUCCCCCAUCGGUGAGAAGUUUGUCACGUUCGAUAACGCAGGAGUGGUUCAUCUUUACGAUAUCAAUCAGGAAAUGCCAGUAGAUUUUAAGUUCCACAAAACAGAAGGCUACUGUUUAGAAUGGGUCUCAGAAAAUCAAUUUCUUUCUGGAGCCAACGAUUCCCAGAUUGCACUUUGGAAUGCGUCUUCGCCAGCUGCACCCGAGAAACAAUUCAAUACCCACACCGCUGUAAUCAAUGAUAUUUCAUUCAGCAAGCCGGCGGCAGUUCUUUUUGGGUCUGUUGCCGAUGACUUUACAACUCAAAUCCACGAUCUUCGAACUACAGAGGACUCACCUGCCAUUAAAAUUGUCGAGAAACAUUUACAGAAUGCCAUACAACUUCACCCGGAAAUUGGUCAUCUUUUUGCUACCGGUGGAAAAGAUAAUUUGGUCAAUGUUUACGAUGCCAGAUUAACAGAUCGACCAAUCAGACAGCUAUUUGGUCACAAUGAUCUGAUUUUUGGCUUACGCUGGGACAAUAUCGAUCCUUUGCAAUUAUACUCUUGGGGCCUAGACAAACGGGUUAUUUCCUGGGAUUUGAACUAUCUCACGGAGGAAUAUGCCCCGCCUUCAACUGAGUCUCAGGAAACAAAGAAAAGAUCUAAACACACUGAAGACCCAUGCUUGCAGUUCAUCCACGCAGGUCACACGAAUCGUGUCAAUGACUUCGCCGUGCAUCCAAGCAUACCCAACCUUUUUGCAUCUGUAGGAGAUGAUACGCUUCUCGAGAUCUACCAACCCAAGACUUUGAGAGAGGGAGACGAAGAUGAUGAAGAUGAAAUGGCAGAAGAGCAGGAUCCUGAAGAGAAUGAAGCAGUGAAUGGAGAAGCGGAUGCCGCCUCUGGUACUUAUGAGAAAAAAGAUGCCGAUGAAGAUAUCGACCAAAUUGUUGAUUCGCCUAAGCUAGAAGAAAAGACAAAUUUUACCGCGGACAAUGGUCUGCACGAACAGUUUGGUAUCAACAGUAAGCCCGCCGCUCAGGAAGAACACUCCAACAGCGAUGUGGACAUGGCGGAAUAAACGGUGCACACUUAUUUGCGACUGAUGCUAAAUCAAAUACAUUGACCACGACAAAAGCUUUUUGAAGUUACGCCGUGUGAACGAGGCCACAGAGCUGUCCUAAGUAUUAAACCUCCUGAAAUUUUGGCUCACACAAUUUGUUCUCUAUAUAAUUCCUGAUCACCUUUGAAAUCCCCAAAAUUUCAAUCAAAAUUGAUCUCUCUAUUGGCUAAUAACAAUUUGGCCCUCCAUAGUAAUUCACUUUUUCCCUAUGCACGUUUUAUACACGCCG
Molecule: messenger RNA, 1778 nt
Organism: Metschnikowia bicuspidata var. bicuspidata NRRL YB-4993
Lineage: Eukaryota; Fungi; Ascomycota; Pichiomycetes; Serinales; Metschnikowiaceae
Gene: UME1
Product: Ume1p
Exons: 1
Coding region: 23-1507 (494 amino acids)
Biological process (GO): regulation of gene expression
Cellular component (GO): Rpd3L-Expanded complex; nucleus; cytoplasm
Molecular function (GO): histone binding
Source: RefSeq, a predicted model, not a curated record